This is a messenger RNA of Tachysurus fulvidraco (yellow catfish), 2922 nucleotides long. RefSeq names its product lipase maturation factor 2a (gene lmf2a). The transcript is spliced from 14 exons. Gene Ontology annotation, biological process: protein maturation. The coding region runs from base 248 to 2392 and encodes 714 amino acids. Gene Ontology annotation, cellular component: endoplasmic reticulum membrane. The record is from RefSeq and is a predicted model, not a curated record. Lineage: Eukaryota; Metazoa; Chordata; Actinopteri; Siluriformes; Bagridae.
UCACGACAAGGAGGCGGGAUUUUAGCCUGAAUGUUGCUUUCGACGUGUCUCCGGAGCAGCAGAGAGAGAAGUGUGUGUUUGCGUGUCAAACCCGGGUCUGUUCUGCUCCAGUCUACAGCAUUAACCCGGGUCUGUUCUGCUCCAGUCUACAGCAUUAACCCGGGUCUGUGCUGCUCCAGUCCUGUGUGUGAAAGGGAAGUUAAACCCGGGUCUGUUCUGCUCCAGUCCCCCUCCAGUCUACAGAGCAAUGGGGGAGACACGUUUAGCAGCUCACGUGUUUCUCUGGAGUCUUUCUGCACUCUACAUGUUCGCCUUCGCAUCUCUUUAUGUGCAGAUUCCUGGUCUGUACGGUAACGACGGUAUUCUCCCGGCGAGGUGGAUGCUGCGGUUGGUGGGGAAGAGUGUGUGGGAGCGGCUGAGGGACACGCCCACUCUGCUGUGGUUCGGCCCGCAGCUCGGACUCGACACGCAGCACUGCAUGGAGCUUCUGAGUCUGAACGGAACGAUUCUCAGCCUUGUGGCCAUGACAGUCCCUGCCCUUAGAGACUGCAGGCUGUAUUUCAUCCUGUGGGUUCUUUACCUGUCUCUAUACCAGGUCGGACAAGUCUUCUUAUACUUCCAGUGGGAUAAUCUCUUGUUAGAGGUGGGCUUCUUGGCCGUCCUGAUUGCCCCUAUGAGAAUGCCCUGGGGUUACAGAGUGAGUUUCCACGAUGGUGUGACCUUCUGGCUGCUCCGCUGGCUGCUUUUCCGCCUGAUGUUCGCUUCUGGAAUCGUCAAACUGACCAGUCGCUGUCCCACCUGGUGGGGUCUCACAGCACUGACAUAUCACUAUGAGACACAGUGUAUCCCGAUGCCCCUGGCCUGGUUUGCCCACCAGUUGCCCGUGUGGUUUCAGAAACUCAGCGUCGUCGCCACCUUCGUCAUCGAGAUCGCUGUUCCGUUUCUGUUCUUCAGCCCCAUCCGCAGACACCGACUCUUUUCUUUCUACACGCAGGUUUUACUGCAGGUGCUGAUCAUCCUCACAGGGAAUUAUAACUUCUUUAAUUUGCUGACCGUCGCGCUGUGUUUCUCUCUGCUGGACGACGAACACGUCGGCUUGUGGCUCCGCAGGCACACACGGCAGAACGAGACGAAUUCCCUGCGCGCCGCGUUGGCCUGGGUGUGUGUCGUGGUCGAAGUGGGUGUUUACGCUCUGCUCAGCUACUACACCGUCCUCUUCUUUGACCUGAAAGUGGACUGGGACAAGAAAAGUGUCUCCUCUAAAACCGCUUUCACUUAUUAUGAGUUUAACAGCAUGCUGAAGGCUGUGAUGGUGCCCAGUGUUUGGAUCGGGGUUCUGUCUCUCACCUGGGAGAUCAUUACUGCCAUGUUCAGGAGUGCGUGUGUGAGGGGUGUGUUUCGUCGUCUCUGGAGCACGAUGCAGUGGGGCGUCUUCUCUGCAGCAGCAGUUUCCAUGUUCACCAUCAGCCUGGUUCCCUACACCUACAUCGAGUACGAGGCCAACUCCAACCUGUGGCCCGGUGUGCGCAGGGUGUUUGAUUUGACUGAUCGCUAUCAGCUGGUGAACUCGUACGGUCUGUUCCGGAGGAUGACUGGGGUCGGAGGUCGUCCUGAGGUCGUCAUGGAGGGCAGCAUGGAUGGCAGAAACUGGGUGGAGAUUAACUUCAUGUAUAAACCUGGGAACGUGAGCACAGCACCCCCGGUGGUGAUUCCUCAUCAACCCCGACUCGACUGGCAGAUGUGGUUUGCGGCUCUCGGCCCUCACACUCAGAGCCCGUGGUUCAGCAGCCUCGUACGGCGCCUCCUACAGGGGAAGAGUGAUGUGAUAAAGCUGAUUCAGACAGAUGAGACUCGCUACCCGUUCAUUAAACAGCCUCCCGUCUACAUCCGCGCUCAUCGCUAUAAGUACUGGUUUACAGAGCCUAAAGAGGACGGGUCAUUACCCCAGAGGUGGUGGAGGAGGAUCUACGUGGAGGAGUUUUAUCCUCCUGUGCGUCUGGGCGAUGCGUUGUUGGAGGAUGUUCUGACUCAGAACGGCCUCAAUAUAAAGGAUAAAUCCCCCCCGCGGCGUGCUUCCGGUUCGUGGCUCUUGCGGACGUUGCAGUGUGUAGGUGAACACGCGAGGGACGUCCCUGCUCACGUUCUGCUCUGGACACUCUUCAGUUCAGCAGCUACCAUGUGUCUGAUCAACUGUCUGAUCUCACACACUCAUCCUCUAACACACACACACGACCAAGAACAGCAGGAGGAGACCAAGGAUGUAAAGAAGGAACAGGAAGAGGAAGUGAAAAAGGAAGACAAGGAGGAAGUCACAGAGGACGAGCAGGAGGAGGAGGAAUGUGAGGAAGAGGAGGUUAUGAAGACAAGUGACGAGAGCGAGGAAGAGGAUUGAGAAGAAAAUAUAGAGUGAGAAGUUAUGAGGAGGAGGGGGGGGGUUCUGUUGAGGUGAAAUGAAUGCACUACAUCACAUCGCUCUCGUGUUUAAUAAAAAAGUUCUUUUCUAAAUUUUUCUAAAUUAAAGCAUCUCUAUUCUUAUUACGAUGAUGAUGAUUGUUGUUGUUGUUGUUAUUGUUAUUAAACCCCACCAGGUUUCUCACGGCCCUCAGACCUCAGGCUUUAUAACGCUUUAUAACUGACCUGAAAUGGUGUUUUUUACUAGAAGUAAAAUCUGAGAUGAAACCCGAUCGACUGAAAGGUCUGAGCUCACAUGAUGUUCUCAGAAAAGUGUCCUAGAUUUCACACACACACACACACACACACAUGCACGCACACACACAUAUGUAUAUACACACACACAUACACAUGCAGAAACACAUACACACACAUGUUUUUAAGCUUGUGACUUGUCUUAAACGUUUUGUGUAUUUAUAUAUAAAAGAAUUGUUAUAAAAUAAAUACAGAAAUGAAGAGUGUGAGACUGAA